Molecule: messenger RNA, 1628 nt
Organism: Octopus bimaculoides (California two-spot octopus)
Lineage: Eukaryota; Metazoa; Mollusca; Cephalopoda; Octopoda; Octopodidae
Product: DPH4 homolog
Biological process (GO): positive regulation of ATP-dependent activity
Molecular function (GO): ferrous iron binding; ATPase activator activity
Source: RefSeq, a predicted model, not a curated record
UCCUUGGGUUUUUCUUAGUUAUGUCCCUUGCACAAACCGGUGUCGCUUCAUAAGUUGACUUGUAAAGAUAUUGGACCAUAAUAUUUUCUAUAUUUCGUAAGCUAUGGAAAACUUGUACGAUAUUCUUGGAUGCGAUCAGUCAGCGUCACACGAACGGUUAAAGAAAGCGUAUCAAAAUCUUGCUUUAAAAUAUCAUCCAGACAAGAACACUAUAUCGAAUACUCCUGAAAAUCAUGAGAUGUUCAUAAAAAUUAACCAAGCCUGGAAAAUUCUCAGCGACCCCACUCUAAGAAGUCACUUCGAUUUACGAUGGCGAGAAAGAGGUCUGACUCAGGAUUGGCCUGUGCAAGACAAUAUAGACUUUGCUGAAUUUGUUCCAGAUAGUAUUGAACCAGAAUUCUUCUCCUACCCGUGUCGAUGUGGAGGACAUUAUAUUCUAGAGCCGAAUGAUCUCACACUUCAUCUUGACAUCGUUUGCUGUGACACAUGCUCUCUAUGUGUGACUGUAAACUACCCAGAAUCCUGACAUAUCUUUUGCUGUACCUACUGAUUUGAUUUAAUAAUUAUUAUUAUUGAAAUAAUAAUAAUCGGGGAUAAUCAUGAUGGUUAUUUAAAAUCAUUCGCAGUUUCGCACUACCUGUUAGAAAUAGCAGCCAAAUUUCUUCGAAUUACAUCCUACCCUCUCAAAAAAAAAAAAACGAGGAAAGUAGUCCGAGAUAUACAGGACAGGGUGAUCGCUAGUAAAACACUUUUGAUGAUAGGGCUCCUCGAUCAGGUAAAAACAGUAACAACGAAAUGUUUUAUACCCGAAGGAAAAUUACGGUUAGAAUCUUGUAACAGGAUGAGAGCGUCACUACAAUCUCUUUCAUUUGGCCUGACUUGGCACUAAAGACGCAAACAAUAGAUUUCACACUCAGGAACUUGCAUAUUCUUAAUACGUUCCGGCCGAUUUACGAAUGUGAAAGACUCCUUAAAUGCCAGAAGAUUCGCUCCUCAUCACGUCUUUGUACUGAAAAUAAAUUCCGUGUUUCAGUCAGCCCAGCUUUGUUUGAAUACAAAACCGCAUUAGAAUCUCUUUAAAUUAACUACGUUUUUUUUUUCAAGAGUUACAGUAUAAAAGACACAAAGUAAACAUUUACAAACACAUAACGGGUAAACAUUAUUUGGUGUCAACAUUUUCGUCACACAAUACAAGUUCUUGGAAAGCUACCCACCUGUGACAUGAUAUGGCUCCACUGACAAUUCCACAAAUUUAUUGAGAAAAUUUUCUUUAAAAAUUUAACCUUUUCUAAUCAGGUGGUGGUGCCACCAACUAAAUUUUAACACCAGAUGGGAUGAAUGAUAAACUUUCAGAUACGCUAUGUCAGAAAGUAAAAAAUGAGUCACAACUAGCCCACCUUUGAUCAUAGGUCUACUGAGCCAGGGCUGACCUGGGGUUAAACACCAACGAGUCCUUAACCUAAGUUAUCUUCGGUAUUGGUUUAAAUUUGCUCUAUGCUUCAAGGAAAUGUUAUUUCAUAAUAUCGUUCUUUGUCAAUUUGUGAAAUAUUUAUAUUUUGUAAAAAAAAAAGAAUACUGCAGAAAAAAAGGUAAUAUUUUGGAUAAACUGAUAUAUUUAUUAAUUUAAA